Molecule: messenger RNA, 1503 nt
Organism: Fusarium pseudograminearum CS3096
Lineage: Eukaryota; Fungi; Ascomycota; Sordariomycetes; Hypocreales; Nectriaceae
Exons: 1
Coding region: 1-1503 (500 amino acids)
Source: RefSeq, a predicted model, not a curated record
AUGUCUGUCCUGUUUCUUCGUUCGCCUUUCAUUUGCCGUCGUUGCCUUCAGGUAUCGCGUCGGUGCCGAACGUUGCCACUUACUUAUUACUCAACACAAGCUGGCGCAUCUAAGACAGAGAAGCAACAAUCAAAAGGCGUAAUAGAGAAGGAUAAAGAAAGUAGCGAUGCACCGACACCAGAGAAGGAACUAGGGCCAAUGGCUCGGCGCUUAGAGGAAGCUACAGAGCAAGCCCUCUUCACUGGUGGAAGAGCCGGGCGUCGAGCUGUGGAGGAUGCGGGCUUCUCAGAGGAGCUCAAGGAGAGGCUUUUGAGCAAAAUUGCCGAUGCAGAAUUCAAAUCCGAACAUGCUAGUGCCUUUGCAGAAGCUGGCCUUUCAUCAUCAGUAGGUGAAGGCACACGGCAUAUUGCUUCAGUACAGGCAUGGACAGGGGAAGAGCAUACGGCGGAUACCGUACUUCGAAUGCUGGACGAUGCCAGAAAACCUCUUGCUCCUGGUUUGAGGGGAAAGUUCCAGCCGCCUCCUGUGGACAUGCGAUUGCGUGGACAAUCGAAACGAUCUGCUGGAGAAAAAGUCGCCAAAGCGAGGGACAAAGUGAACACCUAUGUUGGAAUGGGAGCCCAACAGCCAAAGAAUGGUAUGAGUGAGGAUGAAAAGGAGGCAUGGCGAAGGGAACUUCGAGAGCGCUUUGAGCCUGGGGCGAGAGCACUGCCAAAUACAAUCACGGGUCUUGCGGCCCUGGCAAACGAACGCAUCGAGAACGCCAUUGCGCGAGGGCAAUUCAAGAAUAUACCACGAGGAAAGGGCAUCGAGCGUGAUUCGCGCGCUGACAACCCCUUUAUCGACACGACAGAGUAUAUCAUGAAUAAGAUGAUUCAACGACAGGACAUAGUCCCGCCCUGGAUAGAGAAGCAGCAGGAGCUCGCAAAAGAGGCGGCGGUGUUUAGAGGCCGGCUACGUAAUGAUUGGCGGCGAUUGGCGGCUAGAACGAUUGCUUCUCGAGGCGGAUCGCUAGAGGAGCAGAUACGCAGGGCGGAAGAGUAUGCUGCUGCAGAAGAAGUACACAACCCGAUCAGAAGAAAAAAUUCCCUUGGGGAAGUAGAAGAGCUCAAGGCUGCCUCACCAGUGGUCGGAAGACCAUUUCGUGAUUCGGCGUGGGAGCAAGCUGAGGCGAGCUAUCUCAAACUAUCGAUCGAUCGCCUUAAUGCUCUGACGCGAAGUUACAACCUCAUGGCGCCAGACCUGGCAAAGAAACCAUAUUUUUCGCUUGAUCGGGAACUCAAGGCAUGUUUUGCCGAGGUUGCGCCUACGGUCGCUCGCGAGAUUCAGGAUCGUGCGACGGGUGGGAAGGCGAGGAGCUUGGGAGGAGGAGGCCAGGCGGGUAAGCAGACUGGCCUGUUGGAGACGUUGACUGGAAGCGAUAAAGUCAAGGUGCAUGUUGAAGCUCAAGAGAAGGCAUAUGGUCUGAAAGAGUGGUGGAGAGAUGUGUGGAAGAAAAACUGA